Messenger RNA from Morus notabilis, 2817 nucleotides. RefSeq names its product diacylglycerol kinase 1. NCBI's taxonomy places the organism in Eukaryota, Viridiplantae, Streptophyta, Magnoliopsida, Rosales, Moraceae. Gene Ontology annotation, molecular function: ATP-dependent diacylglycerol kinase activity. The record is from RefSeq and is a predicted model, not a curated record.
CAGAAAAGCCCAUGCUUUUCUUGGAUUUGAGAAUAAUAUUAAUAGCUUCGCGUUUGGGUUUCGUUCCGCUUCUCUGUUUUCGCUUUCCCUCUCUCCCCCCACUCUCUUUCUCUCUCUUCGUGGAUCAAGCUCCAAUUAGGGUUUCCUGUGAUCGAUUCCAUCGACACGUCUCAUUCACAGUGAUUCACCGAACUGUCUGAUAUUUGCCCAUGAAAUUUUGAGGUCGUUACAAACGGUUAGAACUGCUUUAUGAGAAUCAAGGAUGUGGUUCAAGCAUUCUAGUUGUAGGAAGCAGGGUGGAGUUGUUGUAUUUAGUAGCAUAUUUCACAAGCACUGGACUCAUUUUUGCUCAAUAAGUGAAAUCAAGUAGGCAGUGAGUUGGAUCUGGAAAGGAAUGUAAGCAUUAUGAUCAUAUCUUUGAAUUGCGGGCGUGAUGGAUGAUGUUUGUUUUGUUACUUAUCCCAGUUAAGUAGGCUUGUAAUUUGUGGUGAUUUAGCAGUUUAUUGCUUAGUCUUGUGUAUAGAACAAAAGAGAGGUACGAUGGAUGAUCUUGGAGAAUUUGAGAUAUUUUUUCCAAGUUGGAACAACAAGAACCCGAGUGAUCGACUUUUUAUUAUCUCUUGCUUUAUUGCUGCCCUUGUUGGGAUUUUAACUAUAGCCUACACGGCUUUCCAAUGGAGGAGAAACAUCAAUCUGAGUUGGAUGAAAGCCAUAACCAGGUCGAAGGUAAACCCGAAAGCCAAAAACAAAGUUCCUCUAUCUUCUCAUACUUGGACUAUGGACUCUGUAUCUCGUGGAAAGAACUUAAACUGCUGUGUGUGUUUGAAAUUGGUCAACCCUUCUCAAACUCUUGGUCCUAUAGCGGGCUCGGAUAGUUUUAUUCACCUUUGUAGCAUUUGCGGUGCAGCAGCUCAUCUAAAUUGCUCUUCUAAAGCACACAAGGAUUGCAAGUGCGUCUCUAUGACUGGCUUUGAACAUGUGAUGCAUCAGUGGGCUGUCAGAUGGACUGAGGUUCUGGAUCAACCUGAAGAAACUUCUUUCUGUAGCUAUUGUGAAGAGCAGUGUAGUGGAUCUUUUCUUGGUGGAUCUCCUAUAUGGUGUUGCUUGUGGUGUCAACGACUUGUUCAUGUUGAUUGCCACAGUAGUUUGUCUAAUGAAUCAGGUGAUAUAUGUGAUUUAGGCCCAUAUAGAAGGUUGAUUCUGCCUCCACUUUAUGUUAAGGAACUCAGCCGGCCUUCGGCAGGUGGAUUUUUGAGCUCAAUUACACAUGGAGCAAAUGAGAUAGCGUCUUCUGUGCGUGCUAGUAUUAGGAGCCAGAGCAAGAAGUACAAGCAUGAAAAUGAAGCCUCUGUUGACUCGGGAAAUAGUGCUAGUACUGUGGAUAUGUCCACAGAAAGCACUGCUGACACUCACCAAGCUGUUAAUGGUACUCAUGUAGAUGGAAAUUGUAAUGGUAGCACAAGCGUAGAUGCUCAUCACAAGGAUGAUAAUGUAGAUAAGAAACUGGAUUCCAAGCCCAGUUUUAAAAGAACCUCAUCGAUUGGUAGGAAGGAUGAGUCUCUGAGGCAGAAACAAAGAUAUGAGUUGACUGAUUUGCCGUCAGAUGCAAGGCCCUUGUUAGUUUUCAUAAAUAAAAAGAGUGGAGCUCAACGCGGGAAUUUGUUGAGGCUGCGACUGAAUAUUCUUCUAAAUCCGGCUCAGAUAUGUGAGUUAAGCUCAACACAAGGACCGGAGAUGGGUUUCUAUUUAUUCAGAAAGGUGCCUCAUUUCAGAGUUUUUGUUUGUGGUGGAGAUGGCACUGUUGGUUGGGUUCUUGAUGCCAUAGAUAAGCAAAAUUUUGUCUCUCCUCCUCCUGUAGCCAUUCUUCCUGCUGGAACAGGAAACGAUCUGGCCAGGGUUCUGUCCUGGGGAGGUGGUUUGGGCUCUGUGGAGAGACAAGGAGGCCUCUGCACGGUGUUGCAUGACAUAGAGCAUGCUGCGGUGACAAUCCUUGACCGGUGGAAAGUAGCAAUUUUAAAUCAACAAGGAAAACAGCUUCAACCUCCUAAAUUCAUGAACAACUAUCUUGGAAUUGGAUGUGAUGCAAAGGUUGCUCUUGAUAUUCAUAACCUACGAGAGGAGAAUCCAGAAAAGUUCUACAACCAGUUUAUGAAUAAAGUUCUUUAUGCGAGAGAAGGUGCUAAGAAUAUCAUGGAUAGAACAUUUGAAGAUUUCCCUUGGCAAGUGCGAGUUGAAGUUGAUGGUGUUGAGAUAGAGGUGCCUGAGGAUGCAGAAGGGGUACUAGUUGCAAACAUCGGAAGCUAUAUGGGUGGUGUAGACUUGUGGCAAAAUGAGGAUGACAGUUAUGAUGAUUUUGAUCCACAAUCCAUGCAUGAUAAAAUACUUGAGGUCGUGAGCAUAUCUGGGACUUGGCACCUUGGGAAGCUUCAGGUAGGCCUAUCUCGUGCUCGGAGGCUCGCGCAGGGUCAAUCAAUCAAGAUACAGCUUUUUGCUGCAUUCCCUGUUCAAAUUGAUGGUGAACCCUGGUUUCAACAACAAUGCACAUUAGCCAUUUCUCAUCAUGGCCAGGCUUUCAUGUUGAAGAGGGCCUCUGAGGAGCCACUUGGUCAUGCAGCUGCCAUAAUCACGGGUGAUGCCGAGACCAACCAUGUUAUCAAUGCUUCGCAGAAGCGGGCUCUUCUUCAAGAAAUGGCUCUCAGGUUAUCCUAGAAAUUUUUUUUACAGCAAUAGGGGUGUUUUCCGUUGUAGUGUCUUCCUUCAAAAUAUUUUCUUUUUUGUUCCUCUUUUUUUUUUUUUUUUUUUUUUUUUUUUUUUUUU